GAGGGACAAGGGUGUGAAGAAAAUGGAUGGAUGAAAUUUGAAUAAUACCAAAUUUGGAAAUCAUUAAUGAAAAUUUUAAAGACAUGUAAUUACUUUAGCAGAUUUAUUUAGCCACAGCCAUUAAAUCAAAUAAUUUCAGGACAGAGAAAUAUAAACUCAACACUUUAAUUAUAUUUUAGUAAAUGAACAUUCUUCUAAAAUUGUUAAAAUAMUACAAUAAUUUUGAUUGUCUUCAAAUUUGUUUUUAAACUCUGCAUUUAUUACUUUAUUGACAAAUUUCCACAAAUAUUGAAACAUUUGCAUGUAUUUUCAACUGCAAUAUAUGGAAUCCCAAUCAUGGAAAUAAUGUUUGCAAUAUUGCAAUUGAAAAUGACUGCUUCUGUAGUAUGUGGUGGGCUAUUAGGACAUUCUGUGUGCCAAUGAUGGAAUAUUAAAUGGACUUAAAAAAAWUKUUUUUAAAUUAUGMUACAGGAAAAUGUUUUCCCGCUUUGGUUAUUUCAGGUGAUAUAAAUGAUCUCACACACAAAUAUUUAUUUGUUGAAUUGUGGUUAACAGAAGGCUUUUAGCUGUGACCUGGAYUCUUGCUGAUGGGUAUCAUGAUGAUCUCUGAGUUGGUUAAUAAAUAGCAGUGUGUUGGGGUGGAUCGCAAAUGGGAAACACGGUGUUGGUCAGAUGACCUCCRUGAAUAUAAACCGCUGCACGUGUCCCAAUUCAUCCACUGUAGGGAAAAACUCCCRGCUGUAACUUCUCCUCUCUGAAGAGCUCUGGAACGUGACGACAGAAAAUUCCCUCCAGCAUUAUGGAACUGUCACUGGCUCACCCGGCUAUCAAAGCCUUUGUGUGUGGCUCCUUCAGUGGGACCUGCUCCACCCUGCUCUUCCAGCCUCUGGACCUGGUCAAGACCCGCCUGCAGACCUCGCAGAGUGGCAUGCAGCCGGGGUCGAGUCGGGUCGGCAUGACGUCUGUGCUCCUCGGUGUGGUGCGGACGGAGCGGCUGCUGGGGCUGUGGAAGGGCAUUUCUCCGUCGUUCGUCCGGACCAUCCCAGGAGUGGGAAUCUACUUCAGCUCCUAUCACUCCCUGAAGCAGCACUUCUUCCAGGACAGCAGGCCGGGAGCGGCGCAGGCCGUGAUGCUGGGAGGCGGGGCCCGGACCGUGGCCGGGGUUGUGAUGUUGCCGAUUACUGUCAUCAAGACGCGAUUCGAGUGCGGCAGGUACAGCUACGUGAGUGUGAGCGGCGCGCUGCGCAGCGUGUGUCGGAGCGAGGGCCCCGCCGCUCUGUUCUCCGGCCUCAUGGCCACCCUGCUCAGAGACGUUCCUUUCUCUGGGAUCUAUGUCAUGUUCUACAGCCAGGCCAAGGCCUCGCUGCCGCAAGAGAUCAGUUCGUCUCCUUCGGCUCCUGUGGCUAACUUCAGCUGUGGGGUUCUGGCCGGUGUUCUGGCCUCUCUGGUCACGCAGCCAGCCGACGUCGUAAAGACGCAUGUCCAGGUGAACCCCCAGCUGAGGACGACGGAGGCCGUCAGAUACAUCUACACGGCUCACGGCCUCGAAGGCUUCUUCAGGGGAGCGGUUCCUCGGUGCCUGAGGAGGACCAUGAUGGCCGCCAUGGCCUGGACCGUGUACGAGCAGAUGAUGGCACACGUCGGACUCAAGUCCUGAAGGAAACACCGAUCAAAAGCUCGUGUUCAAAAGGGAAAAAGGAAGAUGAAGUCAGGAGUGACGAGUACAAAGAGGGCGGCCUCAGACGGGGGUGUUCAGUGACUC
Poecilia reticulata (guppy) is the source of this 1762-nucleotide messenger RNA. Its product is annotated as mitochondrial glycine transporter B-like. Lineage: Eukaryota; Metazoa; Chordata; Actinopteri; Cyprinodontiformes; Poeciliidae. Gene Ontology annotation, biological process: glycine import into mitochondrion. Gene Ontology annotation, cellular component: mitochondrial inner membrane; mitochondrion. The record is from RefSeq and is a predicted model, not a curated record. Gene Ontology annotation, molecular function: glycine transmembrane transporter activity.